AUGAGCAAUUAUCCAGUCCCGCCGCCGUCGUACGGCAGUGCCGAAGGCUCGCCCAAGCGAGGCAACUUCACUGAGGCUGCUGAGCCGCUGCUCGGGGGGCAGCGAUUCGCUGCUGGGCCUAGCUCUGGCAAUGCAGUCUACGAACAGCCUGCAUUUGGGGAUAUCCCGGAUGACUUCAAGUAUGGGACGACUGUCUCGGAAUCGGCUAUGGAAGUGCGCCAGAUGUUCGUGCGCAAGGUGUACACCAUUCUCUUCUGCCAGAUCCUCGCAACGACCAUUGUUGGCGGUAUCAUCUCCCAAUCCCCCUCGGCUGUGCUCUGGGUCCAGCAGAACACCUGGGCCUUCUACGUUCCCUUAUUCGGCACCCUGAUCGUCCUAGGUCUCCUUUUCUGGAAACGGCACAGCCACCCGCUCAACAUCGUCCUCCUCUCCAUCUUCACCCUAAUGGAAGCCUUCACCCUCGGCGUGGUCACAGCCUUCUACGACAACCGCAUAGUCCUCCAAGCCCUCCUCAUCACCACCGGCGUCUUCCUCGGUCUCACGCUCUUCACGCUCCAGAGCAAGUACGACUUCUCUGGGCUCGGACCCUGGUUGUUCGGCGGGUUGAUCGCGCUGGUGAUGACGGGAUUCGUUGGGGUUUUCUUCCCGUUCGGGAAGACUAUGGAUCUGGUUUAUGCGGCGGGCGGGACGCUGCUGUUUAGUGGGUAUGUGGUCUAUGAUACGUACCUGAUCAACGCGCGCUUGUCGCCGGACGAGUACAUCAUGGGCGCCAUCUCGCUCUACCUCGACUUCAUCAACCUCUUCCUCAACAUUCUGCGUCUCCUCGCGAACUCGCAGGAUCGCUAG
Messenger RNA from Peniophora sp. CBMAI 1063, 846 nucleotides. NCBI's taxonomy places the organism in Eukaryota, Fungi, Basidiomycota, Agaricomycetes, Russulales, Peniophoraceae. The record is from the annotation of a GenBank genome assembly.